This is a messenger RNA of Felis catus (domestic cat), 530 nucleotides long. RefSeq names its product keratin-associated protein 2-3. The record is from RefSeq and is a predicted model, not a curated record. Gene Ontology annotation, cellular component: keratin filament. The transcript has a single exon. The coding region runs from base 47 to 436 and encodes 129 amino acids. Lineage: Eukaryota; Metazoa; Chordata; Mammalia; Carnivora; Felidae.
CCUCUCACCCCUCCGGCCCAAACCAGCCCCAGACACCACCACCACCAUGUCCGGCUCCUGCUGCGGCUCCACCUGCUCCUCCCUGGGCUGCGGGGGAGGCUGCUGCCAGCCCUGCUGCUGCCGCGACCCCUGCUGCUGCCGCCCCGUGAGCUGCCAGACCACCGUGUGCCGCCCCGUGACCUGCACCUGCCGCUGCACGCGCCCCAUCUGCGAGCCCUGCCGCCGCCCCGUCUGCUGUGACCCCUGCUCCCUGCAGGAGGGCUGCUGCCGCCCCAUCAGCUGCUGCCCCACGUCCUGCACGGCCGUGGUCUGCCGCCCCUGCUGCUGGGCCUCCACCUGCUGCCAGCCCAUCUCUGUGCAGGCGCCCUGCUGCCGCCCCCCCUGCUGCCAGCCUGCCCCCUGCCGCACCACCUGCAGGACCUCCUGCUGCUACUAACUGCACAGUCUAGAACAAGCAAUCAACCUUCUGAAAGAGUCAUACUCCUUUCUCUACCUAAGAAACCUCCUGCCCUAAACCAUCAAGACCCCAA